UCAAUUGAUUCUACCGUCAUCGAACGGUACAAAAUAAUGAUGAUCACGAUUCAUUUCGUGCAACUUGUGAGUAUAUGGGAAAAUCGUAUUGCCGUUACUUUCACGCAGUCAACUCGACGUCUUUUCCCGGUUGUGGAAUAUACUAUGUAG
Messenger RNA from Ambispora leptoticha, 150 nucleotides. NCBI's taxonomy places the organism in Eukaryota, Fungi, Glomeromycota, Glomeromycetes, Archaeosporales, Ambisporaceae. The record is from the annotation of a GenBank genome assembly.